AGCUCCAGAGACGCUAACCUUCUGUAAGGAGGAUGAUAUUGAGCUCUAUCAAAUGUACGAGGCUUGAUAAGCCAAGCAAGGUGAAAUGAAGUAACUAAUGCAAAAACUGACACCUUCCUACUCCGUAUAAUAUACAGGGAGGUAAGUUGGUACUAUUAUUGCCAGGGGUGACUCCAACAUCACCUUGAAACGACACACACAGCAGGAGGCGUUGGCUCGCAUGACACGGGAUACGGGGACCUCCAUGUUUCCUUGUUUAGUAUCUGUGGUACUAUGUGGUGACAGCAGCUAAAAGCCUUACGAAUCUCCGUACGGAGGACGUUUCGCAGGCUAAUCAGUGUUGAUACGCCAACGUUAACCAAUGUAUUGUGAUUUGCAGGAACCGUGAUACCUACAAGCGAGCCUAUAUCUGAUUUCCCACGAUCCUGUAUGCAUGUUAUACCAAACGCCGUGUUCUGGUUGGCUGUCCACUGCUGCCACCAAGAUUACUCCGGACUCUUGAGCGGCUCAGGUCCCGCUUUGAGAGAUACCUGGGCACAGCGCAUCAACUCCACUUGGCUGAAAUGCAAUGACCAUUCUUUGAACCCUCUCCUCCCCUGCCGCGCUUUCGAUUCAAGGAGAGGGCGGCAAGUCACAGGCAUGAGCUCCCUUGUUUGGCCGGACUAUUGCCUAACGCAGACUCUCACAAGUUGGCUCUCUGCCGGCCCUUGAGCGGUGUACCCUGAGACUUUUCGUCAUUCCUUGCUCUAGGUCUUUUGCCCUUCCCCAGAAGUACGUUCUCUGCUGAAUAGCGCCGUACGACAGCUGGGACGUUGGGAGCGAUCCAGGCCCUUCUCUUGGUAUCUUGGCUUGCACACAUGCUUACACCUCCCGUUUCUUUCGCGACAAGUUGACUUCGAACUUUCUGACUGCAUUGGUUUCAAUCAAAUGCAGCAUGUAGGAGGUAUAACACGGAGCAUGUGUUGCUGUCAACCUGUGGACCACGAGUGUGCGCUUGUUCUUUUGGCUGUUUUCACGGUAAUGACAAGCUGUUGCGGCGAGUUUGGCUGGCUCGAAUGAACAUCGUGGCAAUGCGCCAUGCGCGAUGUAUUAGGUUUGCUUCCUGCAUGUCGAUCGAUGGUGCCUUGGUGUUUGUUGGCAAACAUUGCCGAUUCGGCCGUUUCUAUGGCUCGUUGGCCCGCGACAAUUCCAACAGCUCCCCCCUGCUGAGCCAGCACCACCUCACCUUGCCAGCCAGCUCUUCUGAUAAACAUCAUUUCCGAGUAAAGCGGCUCACAUCACUUAAAAUGGUAGGCUGGGGACUGCGCCGAUCCUAAGCUAACAUAACUAAAUCUCCAAAAGCAAUAACUAGAGGCGGUGCUCAAGCCUUGGAUUUCGAUCAUUUGUAUCUUCCCCAGUUAAAAGAAAUAUCGUACGAUGAGAUCUUCGACCUCAAAAUUGAGUCUUCCAUCAAUCUUGCCAUUUGUCCCCUGUUGGAUAGCUGUCUAACUGCCUUCAAUCACCCCCUUUGUCAACUGAUCUUUUUGCCAGAACAGCCAAAAACCUCCUUGCUCGCUACUCUGUGCUCACCCUCCAUCCAACUUCUUUCCGGUAAGAAGACCUGAUAGCAUUUUGUUGGUAUAAGUUCAAAUGUCUCUGACAGCAACUAGAUACUACCACCAUCGCCCUGCACAAGGUUCUUGUCACCGCCCAACAAUGCAUUUCUCUCAAGUGAUAAUUGCCGCUCUGCUGGUAGCCUGCGCAUCUGCUCAACAGCUCAACAAGGGUGAGACCUGUACCUCCAACCGCGAUUGCGAAGCCCGUUGCGGUGGCGGCGAGUUUGGCAUAGCUUCGGGAAAAUUUGUCUGCUCGAAUGACAAUGGAAAGAAUGAAAAAGAGUUCACCUGUUCGGGUUGUACGAAUCUUGAAGAUCAGUACCGUUUAGCCAAAGUCUCGGAAUUGUGUACGGAGGUGAUAGUCCAAGGGGACAAGGAUGUAUACUGUAUCGCUCAGGAUAAUGGCUUUGCUGCUGAUUGUGAAUAUUACGGUGGAACGCUGAAGAAGGUCACAGAGCUUUCCACUUAUGACGAUGCAGUGAAUGCUUGCAAGAAGGCAUCGGGACAAUAAAUUUAGUUAGACGAACAUUACGGAAUCGAUCUUGUUUUCUAUUUAGUUAGCUAACUAUAGCCAUCGCUUUUCUAGCAGGGGAUUUUGGCAAACUCCCCAUCUCCCCCUUUUUAUCGAGGUAGUUCUAUCAGGAGACGAAGGCUGAAGCUCGUCGCUUUGUUUUGGAGGCCAUUCUACUCUUUUGACAUUGGACCGGACAACAUGUUGAAGUAGAAACCCAGGAGACGAUGCAUGUUCGGGUUCCGGGAGCUUCCCCAGGCUCCUCCAGGCUCGGCUUUCGGGCGACGAACAACCAUGCACUACGUGGCAGUUAAUCAAUGACGUUAAUCUUUAGUCACAAUAAGUUAACUUAAUGUAGGAUGUUCAAUGUUGUCGACCCAGCGUAAGACUCGGAUUUAGCUCAAGCCCGCCUUGACUACCAACAAUUGGAACAUAAAGAGCGCUCUCGCAGCCUGACCAAACGGUUGCAAAUUGCAGUAGUGUAUCCCCACUCACAGCUGGACCAAGUUUUUAUCUACUAGCCAUUUAUUCGCAUGCUAUCUUCUCACCGGCGGAACAGGCAAGUCUUCUACUCGCCUAGCUCGCUUCCUCCAGAAUGCAAAUUAUACUAUUCCUCCUCGCC
Molecule: messenger RNA, 2728 nt
Organism: Trichophyton rubrum CBS 118892
Lineage: Eukaryota; Fungi; Ascomycota; Eurotiomycetes; Onygenales; Arthrodermataceae
Exons: 1
Coding region: 1630-2106 (158 amino acids)
Source: RefSeq, a predicted model, not a curated record